UCCCUGUCUGUGACUGUCUCAGGUUCCUCUGAAGAACAGCAUGUUCCGCCCUCCUGUCCCAGCAGGGGGCGCCACAGCCUGCACUCAGCUGCUUUUUCAGGCGAUUGAAAAAAAAAAGCAGAAUCACGUGUUUUUGUCUCUGUGACGUUUCAGGUGCGUGAAGGGUUAAAAACAGCGCCAAAGUUUAACCCUUCAGGGUCCGAUCACCUGACAGCAACACGCACGAGGAACGUUUCACAGCUCGCUCUGCCCCGCCCACCCUGAAAUACACACACACACCGCAGCAGCUUCCUCCAGCACACAGACGUCUCUGCGCUGUUCUGCAGGAAACGGAACCCACCGGAACCGGACUGAGACCGAGCCGCAGCAACCCGGCAGGUGUGUCCGCUGUGCGUCUGCGCGGAGGUUCCGGUUCUGCUGACGGGAUCCAGAGCAGGUGGAUGCUCAGAGGUUGAUGAGGAUGAUGAUGAUGAUGAUGACAUCCUCCCCCUCAGAGAAGAUGAAGAAGAAACCUCCAAAGGACAGUCUGACUCUGCUGCCAUGUUUCUACUUCGUAGAGCUGCCCAUUGUGGCUUCUUCUAUGGUGUCGCUGUACUUCCUGGAGCUGACCGAUGUGGUGAAGCCGGCUCAAGUGGGUUUCCGGUGCCACGACAGAGAUUUGAGUAUGCCGUAUGUGGAUGGAGGAGAUGAGCUGAUCCCACUGCUGAUGCUCCUAAGCCUCGCCUUCGCUGGACCUGCUGCUUCGAUUAUGCUGGUGGAAGGAGCAAUCUACUGCCUGCAGUCCCGUCUGAAACUCCGCCGAGCUGAGGGAAGCAUCAACGCCGGUGGCUGCAGUUUCAACUCCUUCCUGAGGAGAACGGUCCGUUUCGUAGGUGUGCACGUGUUCGGCCUGUGUGCGACUGCGCUGCUCACUGACAUCAUCCAGCUGUCCACGGGUUACCACGCACCAUUCUUCCUCACUGUCUGCAAACCUAACUACACUCUGGCGGGUGUGUCAUGUGAGAAGAAUGCCUACAUCACCACAGACAUCUGCUCUGGGCAGGAUGAGCACGCCAUCAUGGCUGCGAGAAAGACGUUUCCUUCCCAGCAUGCAACUCUGUCAGCGUUCGCUGCUGUUUAUGUUUCUAUGUACUUUAACUCGACCAUCUCAGACAGCACCAAGCUGCUCAAACCGGUGCUGGUGUUUGCAUUUGCCAUUGCCGCGGCGCUGACUGGCCUGACUCAGAUCACGCAGCAUCGUAGCCACCCCAUCGACGUCUAUGUGGGCUUCCUCAUCGGAGCCUUCAUCGCCGCCUACCUGGCCCUUCACGCUGUUGCCAACUUCAAAUCAUCUGAUGACAUCACUCCACCCCCACCUCCUCCACCCCUAAAGGCGGACCCUCUCCGAGCACUGACUGAGCGGGGACACGAGUCAGUCUAUAACAAAGGCCCUGCCUCUGCCUCAGAGAGUAACGAUGAGAUAGCGGCAGCUCCGGCUCCCAUGGACCGGCUGGAUGGCCUGGGGCCCCUGCAGAGGGAGAAGGGGUCCAUGGGAAGUCUGAAGAGGGCCAGUGUGGAUGUAGAGCUGCUGGCUCCCCGAAGCCCCAUGGGAAAGGAGACCAUGGUGACCUUCAGCAACACGCUGCCAAGAGCUAGCACGAAUGUAAAUGGUGUACUGGGGGCCAACGAUGCCUCUGAGGAGCCGGUCCAGCCGGUGCAGCCAGUGCAGCCAGUGCAGCGCCGUCUGAAAGCUGUUCAGGUGCCCAUGGACCCUAUGCGGUCGCAGCAGCUGGUGUCGGAGUGGAAGCAGAAGUCGAUGGAGAUGCGAGGUAUGAGUGUUCGGGACGAGGCAGAGCACGAAGCCAGUGAGGACGGCUCUGAGGUGGGCUCUGUGGGGACUGAUGAUGGCAGUUCUCAAGCCCCGAUCUACCAGCCUGCAGUGCAUGCCGGGAGGGCAAACGCAAGUCGCAACCCCACUCCACCUCCAGGGGGGGCCAAAGCUGUGGCAACACCCAGAGCCCCACAGAUCCCAGAAGCAGGACCCCCACCGGUUUCUCCAAAAAGUGCCCUAACCCGAGCCAAGUGGCUCGCCAUCCGGGAGAAGACAACUGGGGAGGGGUCCGGGCGUGGUGCUGCCAACCAGCCACGACUGAUGCAAGUCAUUGCUAUGUCCAAGCAGCAGGGCCUGCUGCCAUCCUCGUCCUCUGGGGAGAAGUCCUCCGAAACCACAUCCACCUGCUCUGCCAUCUCCUCCACUGCCGACUCGCCACACUACCGCCACCCCUUUGAGCAACCACGGGAGGGGCCAGGUAUCAUCACAGUGGAUGCCCAUGCAUCCCACUAUCCUGUUGUCCAAGUCCCGCUUCCUCCCCAAGCCCAUCCCCCAUCAGGUAAUGGUAACCCAUGGGAGUGGGUGGGGGCACCCAAUGGGGGAGACCCACGAGAAACCUACAGCCUCUCUAACCUGAAUCGAGGAGAUUCGGCCAGCCGCAGCAGCAGCAGCUUCCACCCACGCCGCUCUGCCUCACCAUGCGCCACUGUUGACCCUACCAUAUCCUCAAGCCCACCUCACCAGCAGGUAGAGAUGUCAUCAGAUGCUCAGCGCAGGGAGAUGGCCAUGAGGCGCAAGACAGCACUGGUUCUGUUGGAUCGAGAGAUCCGUAACCAGACUGAGCAGGAGAACUAUUAUAAGAGUCUGCAGGGACGGAGGUUCAAAGAUUAGUCUGUUACUUUUCAAAAUAAAAGCCUUACUCUGAAACUGGUCACUAACAGCACAAAACCUGGUUGGCAACAAGGAGCGUGAUGCUAUGCAAGCAAAAAGCUGUGAGAAGAGGUUUCCACCCAGGAGAUGAUGAGCUCAAGGUUUAGGAGCUCAACACUUGGAUAGUUUCUCUCCACAAAAAGACAUCUUACCUCUAAGAGAGUCUAGGAGGACAUCAAUGCUAUUGCAACUAUUUAUUUUUCCAAGUGAACCCACCACAGAGCACCAUAUUAUUAUUAUUAUUAUUGUUAUUAUUAUUAUUAUUAUUAUUAUUAUUAGUAGUAGUAGUAUCAUUAUUAUAAUUCUUGAGAUAAGUUGCUAUCCAAAGAAAUCAUCCCAAGAAGGAUGGAUUCAGUGGUUAUAAACAGAGACAGAGGUGUUGUUCACAUUUAUCAGAUGAUCUCACUGUUUCUGGUCAGUGAUGGUGCUGAGGUACCUCUGCUCUUCCACCCAUUCAGUUUCCUGUUCAGUGACUUUAACUUUAGAAAGGAUUCAGGCUGUGGCUAAAGGACAGUUUUAAUCCCGAAGGAAUCCAAUCACAAACUUCUUUAGACUGACACAGACUGACCCGAUUUUUCUGUGAUCCAGAAAGGAACACCUCCAUCUGUGCCGAAGAGAUGCUGUCCACUGUGUUGAGCCUCUAAGAAGAAAGGAACUCAUUCAAUAAACAGCUCAAAGUCAAAGCACAGAGACAAACUCAAACACUAAAUUUUUGAAACACCCGAACAAACCCUAACCCUGCAGCAAACAACAUCCCUGUGACAAACAAGGACCCUGUCACAAACAAGAACCCUCCAACAAACCCUGUGACAAACAAGGACCCUGUCACAAACAAGAACCCUCCAACAAACCCUAAACCUGCGACAAACAAGAACCCUGUGACAAACAAAGGACCGUGUGACAAACAAGAACCCUUUGAUAAACAAGAACCCACCGACAAACCCUAACCCUCCAACAAACAAGAAACCUGCAACAAACCCUAAACCUGCGACAAACAAGAACCCUUUGAUAAACAAGAACCCUCCGACAAACAAGAACCCUCCGACAAACAAAAAUCCUCCAAUAAACAAGAACUCUCCAACAAACCCUAACCUUCCAACAAACCGUAGCCCUGCGACAAACCGUAGCCCUGCAACAAACCUUAACCCUGCGACAAACAAGAACCCUCCGACAAACAAACAUCCUCCAAUAAACAAGAGCUCUCCAACAAACCGUAGCCCUGCGGCAAACCGUACCCCGGCGACAAACCAUAACCCUGCGACAAACAAGAACCCUGCAGCAGAACCCAACCCCUCCAGUUAUGGAUUCUGUGAUGGCGGCCAUGUUGGCAGUCUAAAUCAGAUUGUAUAUUUCUUGCCUCUCUGAUGUGAUGGUUCGGUUGCUAUAGUGAUUCUCAGCAUGUUUGUUUGUUUGUGUGUGGUGCUGUCUGAUUGGUGGAGGUUGUGAGUGUUUUGUUUUUGCGUGUGAAUGAUAGUACUUAUUACUAAUGGACCGACAUGAGAUUAAAUCUCGUCACAGACGUUUAGGUUUAAAAAUAAACUAGGUGAUUUUGUUUCAGAGCUUUAUAAGUGCGAAAGACGGCCGAAAUUUUACGUGCGUGAAUAUUAAUCAAAUGUUUCUUCAAAGAAUCGCAAUGAAAAAUGGUGUUAAAGCCAUGGCUUCACAGUAAAGCUAUUUAUUUCUGUCUACAGAAAGUUUAUGUUUCAGUUAAACAAGAUUACUUAUUUGAUUGAUUAUGCAUGUCCUGAUUGUCCACAGAGAUCAACAUCUCUAUGAAACAUCUGAAACACCAAUGAUAAUUAACGUAGCGUUGCUAAAAGGUUUUUUAGUGCAACGAUAUUGAUUCAGAGCAACAUUAUGGACAACUUGUGGUGUUUUGACCAGCUAAACUGACAUAAAUAACAGUAAAGUUAA
Molecule: messenger RNA, 4654 nt
Organism: Oreochromis niloticus (Nile tilapia)
Lineage: Eukaryota; Metazoa; Chordata; Actinopteri; Cichliformes; Cichlidae
Gene: plppr3b
Product: phospholipid phosphatase related 3b
Exons: 8
Coding region: 455-2701 (748 amino acids)
Biological process (GO): signal transduction; phospholipid dephosphorylation; phospholipid metabolic process
Cellular component (GO): plasma membrane
Molecular function (GO): phosphatidate phosphatase activity
Source: RefSeq, a predicted model, not a curated record